This is a messenger RNA of Chilo suppressalis (striped riceborer), 3944 nucleotides long. NCBI's taxonomy places the organism in Eukaryota, Metazoa, Arthropoda, Insecta, Lepidoptera, Crambidae. The record is from the annotation of a GenBank genome assembly.
UACCUUUGUAUCGCACCACACCAGUAUCGAGUUGGUACGCAUCCCUAACCCUGUAGUAAUUGAGAAAAUGGCGGUGGCACUGUCACCCGAUCAAGAAUUGGCAACAAAAGCGUUCUUGGACGUGUUGAGCGAGUCGGGAGCGACGUGCGUGUCGCGCGCGACCGCCAUCAAGUUCCUGUUCGCGCGCAAGUUCGACGUGACGCGCGCGCACGCGCUCUGGCGGCAGCACGAGGCUACCCGCCGGCGCGAAGGCCUCAACAAAUUUGAACCCUUCGAGGAUCCCCUCAAGACAGAAUUGGAAACAGGAAAAUUUACCAUAUUACCUACACGGGAUGCUACUGGGGCAGCAAUCGCAGUAUUUACAGCCAACAAACAUUUCCCUUCCCUUACCACUCAUCAGACAACAUUACAGGGAGUGGUGUACCAGUUAGACGUCGCGCUUCAGUCGCUGGACACGCAGCGCGCGGGGCUCGUUUUUAUCUACGACAUGACAGACUCCAAAUACACCAACUUUGACUACGAGCUGUCACAGAAAAUCCUUACACUGCUCAAGGGCGGUUAUCCGGCCAAAUUGAAGAAAGUAUUGAUAGUGACCGCGCCGCUGUGGUUCAAAGCGCCUUUCCGCAUCCUGCGGCUGUUCGUGCGCGAGAAGCUGCGCGAGCGCGUGCACACGGUGAGCGCGCCGCAGCUGGGCGUGCACGUGCCACGCGCUAGCCUGCCGCGCCAGCUGGGCGGACAACUCGACCCCGACCACGCCGCUUGGUUGGAACAUUGUAGAAAUUGCUACACAAACAACAUUCAAAGUUCAAAGUUAGACGGAAUUAUUGACGAAUAUGUAAUAAGCAACCAUAUACCCCCAGCAAAGCCACAAAAUGGUAUAAUUGACCACGAGGUCGGAUGUGACAUGACGAGUGACCGCGCGGCGCGCCUGUGCGACAACUCCGCGGACAUGCACAUCAGCGGCGACCCGCCUUACACCUGCGACACCAGCCCGCUCAGAAAUUCACAUGGCUAUAAUGGCGACAUGAAGAGCAGGCACAUAAAUUCCGGAGACGAAGAUGAAAUAGACAUAAGCACGCGUGGUACGUGGUCGUCUGGCGAGGCGUCGCCUGGUCUGUCAGACGAAGAGUGCGGCGGCGGCGGUGGCGAGACGCCGGCCGCGCUGCUGGCACGCGUACGCUCGCUGCGCCGGCGCGGGCUCGCCGCCGAGUACGAGGAGAUCCGCGCGCGCCCGCCGCACGGUACCUUCCACCACGCCAAAUUGCCCAGUAACCUCGCCAAGAAUCGGUAUACGGAUGUGCUGUGCUACGACCACUCGCGCGUGAUCCUCUCGCAGAUGGACCCCGACGACCCCACCACGGAUUACAUCAACGCCAACUAUGUAGACGGGUACAAGCAGAAGAAUGCCUUCAUAUGCACGCAAGGUCCAUUACCGAAGACGUUCGGCGAUUUCUGGCGGAUGGUAUGGGAGCAGGGCACGCUAGUGAUAGUGAUGACGACGCGCGCGGUGGAGCGCGGGCGCGUCAAGUGCGGGCAGUACUGGCCUCUGGCGGUGGGCGCGCGGGCCGUGCACGCCGGGUACGCGGUCACCAACGAGGCGGUGCAGCAGGAAGACGACUACACCGUCACGCGGCUGCUGCUCACCGAUUUGAGGACGGACGAGUCCCGGCACGUGUGGCACGGGCAGUACACGCGGUGGCCGGACUACGGUGUGCCGGGCGGCGGGCGCGCGCUGCCCGUGCUGCGCUUCCUGCAGCAGGUGCGGCGCGCGCAACACGCCGCGCUCGCCGACUUAGGAGAUGCGUGGGCGGGGCACAGUAGAGGACCUCCAAUAAUAGUUCAUUGUUCCGCGGGCAUCGGGCGUACAGGCACGUUUCUAACGCUGGACAUCUGCACGAUGCGGCUGGCGGCCGAAGGAUUGGUUGAGGUGCGUGGCACUGUGGAGCGGGUCCGAGCGCAACGAGCGCACUCCAUACAGAUGCCUGAGCAGUACGCUUUCUGCCACCUGGCUGUGCUCGAGUACGCGGUGAUGCAGGGGUACUUAGAGUCGGCUGAUUUGUCGGGCUUCGAUGACGACAACGAAGAGUCUGAAUGAAGAGUGUCGCGCCCGCCCUGCCAACUACUGUAACCGGUCAACAUUUUAUUAAAAUGUUCGCGAAACAUCCUUGAGCCAGAAAUCUUCUCAAAAUAUAUACAAAGAUUUUUAUUGACAUACAGCAAACACGAUUAACCAUGUGAAGUGCCGGUAUAAUACAAUUAAUCAUCUUGUUCCUUUUUGUUGAUAUUAUAAUCAAUCGUACUUGGCAGGUCUUGGACUUUACCAGUGAAAAUUAUCAGCAUGUUAUUUUUUUCCUUGUGGACAAUAAUAUUUAAUAGUGAUUCGUCGGAUAAGGCAGGGCGAACGCUAGUGUAAGUUUAGUGAAUAUUGUAUACACGGAAGGAACGUUCCCACAGCGCGAGUUUGCCGAUAGUAAUAUUAUAUUCGGCACGCGCGAUUCGAGUAUUUAUUUUGCAUUAUAAAUCAUUUUGUAACCAAAAAUAUUUCCGUAAUUAUUUAGAAUUCUAUUUAUUUAGUAAGAAAUAUGGCUGUGUGAAGUUUACGUCUGUAUAGUUAUGUUUGUUUCGUUAUGAAUCAUUGCACGCCACUUUCGGUUAUAAAUUAACGCGUUCGAUUUUGUAAUACAUGAAUUUUUAUACAUAAUGACGACGACGUCGCGAGUUUGAUACGUUUUUAUAUGUGGAGGUGCUGGUAGUGUAAAUCGUUCAUGUCUCGACCUUUCAUUCGAUUGUUUCAUUCAUUAACUUGCAUCGUAACAUUUUUAUAUUCGCUGCAAUUGCCGUCUCUCGGAUUAUGCACUGAAUCAUGUAUGAUACGAAUUACUAUAUAAAAUAAUUUAUAUAAAUGCAGGCUGUUUCACUCACGACGGCUGCGCGCCAACGAGUGAAAAGCUCUGUACCUACAUAGACUGAGUAAAGUUAAUAUGCUCCAGAAUUUUACUAGCGGCGUUCAAAUCAUAGAGGUAUAAGAACAGAGUAGGGGAGACAUAGACUCUACUAAAAGUAGAAGUGUCCCUCUAAUAGAAAGAAAAAGAAGAUGAGACACCGCUAGCUUUCUCUCUCUAAUCGCGCAUGCGCAUUCGCAACCGUAAGCAUCUUACUAUUUCGAUGUGAUGCCAUUGGAUGCCAUGCGUCACAAGAGAGAGAGAGAGAUAGCUAGCGGUCUUUCAUCUUCUUUCUCUUUCUACUAGACGGACAUUUUUAGAGCCGCCUACCCCACACUACUCUUAUACCUCUAUGGUUCAAAUAGAUAUUUAGUCGCCACCGCACAUCAAUUUAGUUAAGCGUGAUGAAAUAUUAUGAAUGAGAAAGAUGUUCAAUGUUAAAUCUAACGAAACUAAAGUAUAUAAAUAAAACGAACUAUUUACAUAAAUUAGAAGAAACAAGAAAUAUUAUGAGAGUGCAGAUGCAUUAUUUAUUUUUCAAGCUGUGUAUUAGCGACAUAUCUGUAGUGAAUCAAUGUUUGAAAUCACCGUCCUUUCGCGCAACUUACAUAUCGCCGUAGUCGUCUCGAAAAGUAUUAUAAUUUAACAUCAAUCUACUUAAUAAUUGUUCUCAGUCUUCAACCUAGUGAGCUGCUUUAAAACACAACUAACGAAUACAUCCAAAAUUAUGGAGCAUACUUCCCUAGGUUUUGACAGUUUUCUGUUGCGCUAAAUUUAUAUUUAGAUAAUGCCGAUGAAUUUUUGAAAGCUUUUUAUGGAAUGACAAUUUUCGCAACAGAAAACCACCUGUCUCAAUCUAGUUAAUUAUAGAUAUUAAAGUUUCCCAUAUUAUUUAAGAGUAAUAAAUUGUUGAUCUGAAACCACUGUUGAUGAUGUAUCUGUAAAUAUUAUUUUUCUGUUAUACCUAAAUUAAAAACCUUGUGUAAUAAAGAAAAAUCUUGU